CAAGAACGUCACCAUGAAGACCAUCGUGCUCCUGUGCUUCGUGGCUCUGGCUUUGGCCAACGAAGACGCGAAAAUAGUAAAUUACCAGUUUGAAAUUGCGGAAGACGGUUCCUACGACUCCAAGUUCCAGACCACCAACGGCAUCAACGCCAACGAGGACGGCAUCUCGUACCCGGGCAACGAGCCGGAGACUGGCAACUACGUGAGGACUGGCUCCUACUCGUACGAGUGGGAGGGCGUCACCUACACCGUCACCUGGACGGCCGACGAGAACGGAUUCCACCCGGAGGGUGAACAUCUGCCCGACUUCAGCCACACCCGCGAGCACAUCGGCGACAUUUCAGAGGGGCAGUAAAACACCCGGUUAUCAGUCUUGAAACGUUCGGGAAGUAUUGCGGUGGCGUAGGCGAAUAUGCCUCGAUCAUUUUCAUCAAAGAAUGUCUUUCGUUACAUGUAUGUUUGUCGUUCCCAUCAUUUAAUGUCUGUUGUCAGUCCAUUGUUAUAAUGUGAACAUAAUAAAUACGUCGCCAACUACAUCCAUCGUACCUUAUUCCGUC
Pollicipes pollicipes is the source of this 557-nucleotide messenger RNA. Its product is annotated as cuticle protein CP14.6-like. The record is from RefSeq and is a predicted model, not a curated record. The transcript is spliced from 3 exons. Gene Ontology annotation, cellular component: chitin-based extracellular matrix. NCBI's taxonomy places the organism in Eukaryota, Metazoa, Arthropoda, Thecostraca, Pollicipedomorpha, Pollicipedidae. Gene Ontology annotation, molecular function: structural constituent of chitin-based larval cuticle. Bases 14 to 355 code for a protein of 113 amino acids.